UUCCCGCCAGGCCCGACGCCGCUCUGACGCCACUGAGGCGCGCCACGACGUGACGUCAACGUUCGCGCCGGAAGUGGAAGACCAGGCAGCCCAGCCGAAGGCAGUAAGCUCGGCUCACAGUCGCAGGAGAGUUCUGGGGUACACGGGCAAAGGGGCUUGAGAAGGCCCGGAGGCGAAGCCGAAGAGAAGCAACUGUGCCCUGGAGAAGAGAAGCUCGCCCAUUCCAGACUGGGAACCAGCUUUCAGUGAAGAUGGCAGGGCCAGAACUGUUGCUCGACUCCAACAUCCGCCUCUGGGUGGUCCUACCCAUCGUUAUCAUCACUUUCUUCGUAGGCAUGAUCCGCCACUACGUGUCCAUCCUGCUGCAGAGCGACAAGAAGCUCACCCAGGAACAAGUAUCUGACAGUCAAGUCCUAAUUCGAAGCAGAGUCCUCAGGGAAAAUGGAAAAUACAUUCCCAAACAGUCUUUCUUGACACGAAAAUAUUAUUUCAACAACCCAGAGGAUGGAUUUUUCAAAAAAACUAAACGGAAGGUAGUGCCACCUUCUCCUAUGACUGAUCCUACUAUGUUGACAGACAUGAUGAAAGGGAAUGUAACAAAUGUCCUCCCUAUGAUUCUUAUUGGUGGAUGGAUCAACAUGACAUUCUCAGGCUUUGUCACAACCAAGGUCCCAUUUCCACUGACCCUCCGUUUUAAGCCUAUGUUACAGCAAGGAAUCGAGCUACUCACAUUAGAUGCAUCCUGGGUGAGUUCUGCAUCCUGGUACUUCCUCAAUGUAUUUGGGCUUCGGAGCAUUUACUCUCUGAUUCUGGGCCAAGAUAAUGCCGCUGACCAAUCACGAAUGAUGCAGGAGCAGAUGACGGGAGCAGCCAUGGCCAUGCCCGCAGACACAAACAAAGCUUUCAAGACAGAGUGGGAAGCUUUGGAGCUGACGGAUCACCAGUGGGCACUAGAUGAUGUCGAAGAAGAGCUCAUGGCCAAAGACCUCCACUUCGAAGGCAUGUUCAAAAAGGAAUUACAGACCUCUAUUUUUUGAAGACCGAGCAGGGAUUAGCUGUGUCAGGAACUUGGAGUUGCACUUAACCUUGUAACUUUGUUUGGAGCUGGCACCUCUUGGAAUAAAAAGGAGGAUGCACGAGCUGGCA
Messenger RNA from Pan troglodytes (chimpanzee), 1146 nucleotides. It is a transcript of the gene EMC3, whose product is annotated as ER membrane protein complex subunit 3. The record is from RefSeq and is a predicted model, not a curated record. Gene Ontology annotation, biological process: protein folding in endoplasmic reticulum. Bases 252 to 1037 code for a protein of 261 amino acids. The transcript has 8 exons. NCBI's taxonomy places the organism in Eukaryota, Metazoa, Chordata, Mammalia, Primates, Hominidae. Gene Ontology annotation, cellular component: membrane; EMC complex.